UGAAAAUAGCUGUCCUACGCCUUGCCAUGGCGGUUCUUGCAAGCUCGGCUACUCUCUCCCUUUCUCCUCACUUCUUUUCCUCAAACAGGAACCCUCAUUUCCUUUUAAGCUCUGCUAAUGCUCAGGUUCUGCGAUGGAAGUCGAAAGCCCUACCUGUACGAGUACUAGAAGCUCGAUUAUGGCGUCCAUUGAAUAAAAGGUGUGGAAAUUACAGUAACUAUGAAGCAUUACCUUCUAGACCGGAGCUGUUGCUGUUUAAUCCGAUACGUAUGCUCAGGAAAGGCUUCUUAUGUCGGAGAAGGAUCGAGCAUGUAGUCAAUUGUACGGGAAGUAUUAGAAAGCGUGCUUCGGUUCUUUUCCUCCGGUUACUUGUGGCCAUGCUGCUUGUUACCUCUGUUCCUAUGGCUGCCAGGAAUACUCCAGCGUGGGCGCUUAGUGAAGAGAAUCUUCUGUUUCUGGAGGCGUGGAGAACGAUUGAUCGUGCUUAUGUUGACAAAACUUUUAACGGACAGAGUUGGUUUAGGUACAGAGAAAAUGCUCUGCGCAAUGAACCAAUGAACACGCGAGAAGAGACAUAUGCAGCUAUAAGGAAGAUGCUUGCAUCAUUGAAUGAUCCUUUCACCAGGUUUCUAGAGCCGGAAAAGUUUAAGAGUUUGCGGUCUGGAACACAAGGUGCUCUUACAGGUGUGGGGCUGUCAAUUGGCUAUCCUACAGGCACUGAUGGAUCACCUGCUGGACUUGUUGUUAUUUCAGCAGCUCCUGGAGGUCCAGCGAGUAGGGCUGGCAUUUUAUCAGGGGACGUGAUUUUGGCAAUAGGUGAUACACGUACAGAGAGCAUGGGAAUAUAUGAUGCUGCAGAGAGGUUGCAGGGACCUGAAGGAAGUCCAGUGGAAUUAACCAUUCGCAGUGGACCUGAAAUAAAGCAUCUAUCUUUGAUUAGAGAGAGGGUGUCUCUAAAUCCAGUGAAGUCGAAACUUUGUCAAAUACCUGGCUCAGGGAAGGAUUCUCCCAAGAUUGGGUAUAUUAAACUAACAUCAUUCAACCAAAAUGCUUCAGGUGCUGUCAAAGAAGCUAUUGGUAAUUUGAGGAGUAACAGUGUUGAUGCCUUUGUGUUAGACCUUCGAGACAAUAGUGGUGGUCUAUUUCCAGAAGGAAUUGAGAUUGCCAAGAUUUGGUUAGACAAAGGUGUGAUUGUAUAUAUUUGUGAUAGCCGUGGUGUUCGAGACAUAUAUGAUGCAGAAGGAAGUGGUGCAAUUGCUGCUUCAGAACCCCUAGCUGUGCUGGUGAACAAGGGAACUGCAAGUGCAAGUGAAAUAUUAGCUGGUGCAUUGAAGGACAACAAACGUGCUGUGGUGUUUGGAGAACCCACAUUUGGGAAAGGCAAGAUUCAAUCAGUCUUUCAGCUAUCAGAUGGCUCUGGCAUGGCUGUUACAGUUGCCCGAUAUGAGACACCUGCACACAUUGAUAUUGACAAGGUUGGUGUUAUUCCAGAUCAUCCACUACCAAAGUCAUUCCCCAAGGAUGAGGGGAGUUUUUGUGCCUGUCUCCAAGACCCUGAAUCUGCUUGCUACAUCAACAGAACCCAACUAUUUGCGAGAUGACAGUUCCUUUUUAUUUUGUCAUUUGUUGUUAGGGGGGCAGCAAAAGUAUAGUUACAACAUUCUUCUGUAGUUCAUUGACAUUUAUCAGUGUAAAUUUCCAAAAACAUUUUUGAAGGAUUUGAAAAGGGAAGGGCAGAAAGUACCCACGAAUAUAAUUGCUCAUGGCUUAUCCUACGUUGCCAGUCGAACAAAUUCGAGUAUACUAUGCUAUGGGUAUCAGUCAAUCUGUGUAUUGCGGCUUUAUCGUAGGAAAAAUACAAUCGCCAUUUUUAGAAA
Jatropha curcas is the source of this 1877-nucleotide messenger RNA. Its product is annotated as Peptidase S41 family protein. Gene Ontology annotation, biological process: proteolysis. Gene Ontology annotation, molecular function: protein binding; serine-type peptidase activity; endopeptidase activity. The record is from RefSeq and is a predicted model, not a curated record. Lineage: Eukaryota; Viridiplantae; Streptophyta; Magnoliopsida; Malpighiales; Euphorbiaceae.